UUAGACGGCUCUUUGUCAUUGGCAGAGGAGGUCUGACUGACCCACUUCAUUGAAUGGACUUUACAGUGCAUUGCGAAUAGAUGCGCUUCACAACAUCGAUAACGAUGAACGCUGAUUUGACGUUGUUUAUUGUAUUCAUCUGUUUAGGUUUUAUUUACGCUAAAUCUCAGCUGGUAUCUUCUUGCCCCAGCGGACAGUUCUUGCUUAAAAAUCAGUGCGUUUUAUGUCACCCCACCUGCGCGGAGUGUGAUGGUCACGAGUUAUUCGAGUGCACUGUAUGUGGUAUAGAUGAGGACGGAAAGGAUCGCUUCCUAUAUCAGGGCCACUGCAGACUUCACUGUCCACGGGAAUUUUAUCCAGACCGGGACCUGUACACCUGUCUUCCGUGUAUGCCCAACUGUGAGAUCUGUGCGGAUCCCAAUGUGUGUGCCAAAUGCAAGGGGGGCUACAAGCUUCAGAAUGGCGUCUGUCUGACGGUCCUCUGUGAAGUUGGCCAGGUUCAAGACCCAGAUACUGAGGAAUGUAUAGACUGUGGUGUAGGCUGUAAAACAUGCUCUAUAGAUGACCCAGAAGUUUGCAACAGCUGUACGAAUGGCUAUUACCUAUACAGACACCAGUGUCGUCAACACUGUCCCCAGAGAACCUACGAGGACCGUGCUAGAGGACUGUGCAUGAGCUGCCCUGAACCAUGCGUGGACUGUCGGAGCGAUGCUUUGUGUCUUUCGUGCCAGUCUGGAUACUUCCUGAACAAUGGCAGCUGUGUCAAAGAAUGCCCAGCAAACACGUAUAAAGACACCAGAGGGUGGCGCUGUCAACCAUGUCACAGCUCCUGUUUGACGUGCCGUGGUCCUGGAGUGAGAGACUGUGACAGAUGCAGUGGCUGGAGUCGUCCAGUGUAUGGAAAAUGUCCAGUGGUCAACUGUCUGGAGGGCCAAUUUGUUGAUAGUGAGAGUCGCACCUGCCGUUAUUGUGAUCCAUCCUGCAGGACAUGCUACGGCCCCAGAGCUCAGAACUGCAUCACCUGUGCUACUGGGUUCAUGUUGGAAGCACAGGAGUCAGUGUGUGUGGACCGCUGUCCUCUGGGUUUUUAUGGGAACAGCUCCAGUCUGCUGUGUGAGAGAUGUUCGGCUAACUGUGAUGCCUGUGAAAGCAGAGAUGAGUGUGUGAGCUGUAAUGCAGACGUAUAUCAGCUCUAUCUCUUUCAGGGUACCUGCUAUUCAAACUGUCCUGAUGGUUAUUUUGAAACAGAUCUGGGGGCAUGCGAAGCCUGCGAUGAUCUCUGCCUGACCUGUGACGGCACAAGCACGCAGUGUCUUUCGUGCCGAGAAGGCCUUCAUCUGGCUAACGGGCAGUGCAGGCAAAACUGCGCCCCCAUGAGUUAUAUUGGUGAAGAUGGCACAUGCAAACGUUGUGCACCUCAUUGUGAUUUCUGCACCAGUUUUGACACCUGUACAAGAUGCAGCUUUCUCUAUUUACUCUUAAACGGUGAAUGUAAGGCUGUCUGUCCAAAAGGUUACUUUGAGGAUUUGGACCAGGGCGUCUGCGUGAGCUGUCAUCCCACCUGCGCCGCCUGCUCCGGUCCUCUAUCUGAUGACUGUGAAACCUGCUCUCCUCUCACCCCGAAACUUUAUGAGGGCACAUGUUUUAAGGAGUGUCCGGCGGGCACAUAUUAUCACACCUCUGAUAAGGAAUGCCAAGAAUGUCACCAGACCUGUGCCCGGUGUGAAGGUCCUGAGCCCACCCAGUGUCUUCAGUGUGAAAAGAAUCUGGUGCUGGACCCCAACACCAUGAUGUGUGGAGUUACCGGAGAAUCUGACUGCCCACCUAAAACAUUUCUUCAAAACAACCAAUUCACGUGCCAAGCGUGCCAUCGGCUUUGUCAGUCUUGCGAGGGCCCCGGGCCUUUUGACUGCCAGACCUGUGCCAUACCAAAUUACCUUUAUAAUGGGUCGUGUGUGACCAAGUGUCCCGCGGGGACUUACAGUGCCCAUGAGGAGGCAGAUGGGGUAGAGCUGGGUUUCUGUAUGCCCUGCGAUCACGUAUGCGGCACAUGUACGGGAUCAUCUCCUCGAGACUGCCUAAUUUGCGCGCCGGGCUACCUUCACCUGCUGUCUCAUCUCUGCGUGAGCCACUGUCCUACAGGGUACUACAGCUCAGGUGAGCGUUGUGAGAGGUGUGACCGCUCCUGUGAGCAGUGCACAGGUCCAGGACCGGAUGCGUGCAGGGUGUGCACACCUCCUCUGCUAGAUCUGCAAGGUACCAGGCAGUGUGUUGAGCAAUGCCCACAACGCUUUUAUGAGAACGGGCACAGCUGUGCGCAGUGCCACACCAGCUGUCGAUCCUGCACAGAUAACACUCCACAGGGAUGUUUGACAUGUGACUGGGGCAGUGUCUUGCAAGAUGGGGUUUGUUACCCUCGCUGCGAAGAAAGGCGCUAUUAUUCCCAGGCUGGGGUUUGUGAGCCCUGUGAUGAGUCUUGUAAACACUGUUCUGGUGCUGGACCCCGGAGCUGCGUAACUUGUCAUCCAGGUUUCGCACUGCAUGUGGUUGACAGUCAGUGUUUGCCCUGCUGCCAGUCUGGAGAAAAGGCGAAGAACUGUUGUCUCUGUGAUUCAGGUUCAGCAUUGUGUCUUGAAGCCCCGGUACAAAGUGAAAACCAGGACAAGGUCGUUCAAAGGUCCCAGGCAAUACAGCACUCAUCUGCGGCCCUACCCGCCAUCCUCCUGCUAGUCGUGGUCCUGUCGCUUGUCGUCUUCGUCCUGGUCCAGGCCCGGGCCAAGAAGAGGUUAUGCUGGAGACGGAGCUACGAAAGAUUGAGCGGGGUGGCCACAACACAGCCUGACAAUCGGCCAAUGCCUCACGGUGUACCAGAACCAGACGACAGUGGUGAUGAGGUGGACGUGGUCUACACCAGUCGAGACGGAUCUGUUUAUCGGCGUUACGGCUUCGUCCACGAACCAGAUACGGAAGAGGAGCAGGAAGAAGAUGAGGAUAACGAAAACACACACCUGAAUAAAGCCUAAAAUACGGUUGCUAACCCUAAUACAUGCACACUUCAGUGGUCAAAACCCAUUGGAUUGGAAGACGAUAAAGCUAGUCUGUGUAAUAUUACCCGCUAGUACUUUUAUUUCUAUACUAUAUAUAUUUAUAUGGGCGUCGCCAGUGACUAUAUAGAUGAUGAUUAUGUAUUGAAAUGUCUUAAUUAACCAUGUGUUUCAAUACUGUAUAUAUUUUUCAGACUUUACAAAUUAUCGCCAGUGCCUAUAUAGAUGAUGAUGAAUAUAAAUUGAAAUAUGUCCUUUAAAGGCAGGGUGCAUGAUUUCUAAAAGCCAAUGUUGACAUUUGAAAUCACCUAAACAAGCACGGCCCUACCCCAAUAGAAUCUGUACCUUCUUUUGAUAGACCCCGCCCCACACAUACGCAACCCAGACAACAGUGUCGGUUAGUAGACACGCACCUUACUGCCGAUUGGCUACAAGUGUGUUUUGGUACUCGGCCCGACUCCAAAAAUCAUGCACCCCGCCUUAAACUCUGUGUUCCAUAUGCGACACUAUUUGUCUAUAAAGUGUUACCAAACAUUGUUUUUGGGUACAGUUCGAAGCAUAUUUUAUUAAUAAAGAUUCAAUAUAUGUAAAAAGCCA
Molecule: messenger RNA, 3641 nt
Organism: Misgurnus anguillicaudatus (oriental weatherfish)
Lineage: Eukaryota; Metazoa; Chordata; Actinopteri; Cypriniformes; Cobitidae
Product: proprotein convertase subtilisin/kexin type 5
Source: RefSeq, a predicted model, not a curated record